GUUGUCAUUGCCUCCGACACUGAAAUUGAGCCUUACUUAAUUUUCAAUCCAAAAAUGUAUGUUUGGCCCUUUUAGGGACUUUGUGCCUUUUAAUUCAUCACAUGGAGAAAAUCAUGAAAGAAGAAAAGAAAGGCAAGGGCUGAUAGAUACUUGUUCAGAGUCAAAAUGGUCCGCGCUCUCGCCGUCCUCGGCAUGGCCUUUGCUGCCUUUGCUACCCAGGCCGCCGCUCAGGAAGCCUUCCAAUACUACCUGUACCCGCAAGGAUCCGACUGCGACCAUGGCGAGCAGGACUCUCAGAUCUACGAGGUGACCAGCUCUGCCCAGUGCGUCCCCGUUGGACAGUCUGACUACGAUAUUGAAGUCGGCUUCGUUGUGCUUGGCACCGACGCCAUCAACCCGCCAGUAUAUGCUUGCCCUAACAGCGCUUGCGACUCAGGCUGCACCCAGCUCUCCGGCGAGGGCUCUGGAGGUGGACGUACCGGCUGCACGAAUAUCAGCAAUGGACCCUACCUUAAGGUUGACGGCGUUACCGGUGAUUAAACGAGAUGCACGGCGUGACCUUUAGAUACAGCUAAUGAGAGUUAAGUCUCCGGAGCUGUUAAGCAAACGAGAGAGCUUGCCAUGGAAAUGAUAUGUGAUGAAGACAUACAGGAAAUAUGGGGGGCUUUGAUGGAACUGAGUAUUCCAAUGAUCGAGGGUCAUUGCAGACUUUUAUAUAUAGGAUGGGUUUUGUAUUGGGCAGCAAUCACGGCCAGUGGUUCUGUUGUUCAGUGUUUUGAAGUUUGAGCUUUUGCCUGUCCUGUAAAUGUCUGUUUUAUCCAAAUAUUCAAUUUAACAUAUCUUGGCCCUUUUUGAAUAUGGGUGUCUCUACAGCACUUGCAUAUUUUAACUCAUGAUAGGAAGGGCGUACUAUGAACCUAAAACAAUGGGUUAUUUACACUCAUCCAUGCAUUUAGGGCUCCGGCGUCAAUUUCUUCUCAUAAUACCGAAGUACACC
Xylona heveae TC161 is the source of this 997-nucleotide messenger RNA. RefSeq lists its product as hypothetical. The record is from RefSeq and is a predicted model, not a curated record. The transcript has a single exon. The annotation marks the transcript as partial. Lineage: Eukaryota; Fungi; Ascomycota; Xylonomycetes; Xylonales; Xylonaceae.